Molecule: messenger RNA, 1044 nt
Organism: Rhagoletis pomonella (apple maggot)
Lineage: Eukaryota; Metazoa; Arthropoda; Insecta; Diptera; Tephritidae
Product: glucosidase 2 subunit beta-like
Exons: 3
Coding region: 1-675 (224 amino acids)
Biological process (GO): N-glycan processing
Cellular component (GO): glucosidase II complex
Source: RefSeq, a predicted model, not a curated record
AUGGAGCAAACCGCGAGAGAAGAAUUAGAACACGAAAUCGAAGAAGGUCAUGAACAAGUAGGCGUUGGGGAAGGUGCCGAUGGGGAAGAAGAGCUAUAUGAGGAUGAAGAAGGCGAAGCUGAUGUUGGGGUCGGUAGUGUGGCGGAUGCACCACAGUCUGAGCCAGACUACGAUCCAGAGACCAAACGCCUGGUUGACUUGGCAAAUGAAGCGCGGCAUGCUUACACCGAAGCAGAACAAAGCAUUCGUCAGAUUGAAAAUGAGAUUAAAGAAAUUGCAGAUCAAGAAGCUAAAGAUUACGGACCCAAUGAAGAGUACGCAGCACUAGAUGGUGAAUGUUUCACAUAUGAAGAUCGGGAGUAUGUUUAUUCACUUUGUCCUUUCGAACGAGCUUCACAAAAACAACAAAGGGGUGGUUUGGAAACAACGUUGGGACGAUAUGAAAAGUGGUUCGGUGAAGGUGAUAAAAAGUACCAAAAACAGAAGUAUGCUCAUGGAGCUGCUUGCUGGAACGGUCCACAACGUUCUGCUAUGGUAGAGUUUAAAUGUGGACUUUAUCAAAAAAUUACCUCCGUGGCAGAGCCAAGCCGUUGUGAAUACAAUUUUGUUUUCGAAACGCCAGCUGCUUGCGACGGUGUCUUUUCCGCUGACACGCGCCCGCAUGAUGAGCUUUAAAAAACGCUCAUUAAAAGAAUAAGAUAGCGCUCUUACACGUACAUACAUUUUACUGAGAUGUAGAGAGGUAUUCUCCGGAAAUGUUAUUUUUAAUGUAUAAAAAGUAAGAUUAAACUCGAUGUAUUUAAUAAAUGUAAUAUGAGAUGAAACUUUAGGAGCAUUGUCAGCAUUAUAGCAUUCCUUUGAUUGUGAAUCAAGCAAACAGGAAAUUUAUUUGUACACAUUUUACAACAACGUUCGUAUACUUAAUUAGUAAAUAUUUUUCACUUGCAUUUAAAUGAGAAAACGAAGGGCAUGUAAAGUGUUUCCUGUAAUCAUUUUCGGAAUGAAAUAAAUUCAACCAUUUAAAGUGGGUUUGGAAAGAUUUAA